UAUAAUGAGAGCCAUGACCAAAAUAUCUAGAGCACAGAAAAAUGGCAACAUCUUCACUCCUUUCACUAAAACCAACCUUAUGUCCUCCCCUCUUCACCUCUCUCUCUCCCCCCAUCUUCUCUCCCAAUCUCUCCCCAAUCUCUCCAUCUCUCCCAAGAAAAAACAUUCCCAAACUACCCUCUUACUCCUCAUACGAGAACUCAAACUACAACUCCCCGGAAACAGAGUGCCCUGUUCCGCUUGAUCAGCAGCCUGUGAAUGAGUACCAGUCUUUAUCUACUUCUCAGCCUUAUUCAUGGGCCUCUGGUGAUCUUGCUGAGUUCUCUUCCAGGGUGUUUGGGACUGGGCUUUCUUUUGCUCUUUUUGUUGGGCUGCCUGUUUCUUGGUAUGGGUCGGCUGGGAUUGGUUUGGACCCGGUGAAGAGAGUGGUGGGUGCUGUGGCUGCUGGGGUUUUUGUGGCUACUUUUGUUGUUGUGAGGAUGUAUUUGGGUUGGGCUUAUGUGGGUAAUCGCUUGCUCAGUGCCACUGUUGAAUAUGAGGAGACUGGGUGGUAUGAUGGUCAGAUAUGGGUGAAGACUCCUGAAGUUUUAGCACGUGAUCGACUUCUAGGUUCAUUUUCUGUGAAGCCAGUUCUCAGCAGAUUAAAGAACACUCUGGUGGGUCUUGGGUUGUCCUUGUUUAUGUGUAUCAUUCUCUUUGUCAACACUGAAGGCAGCCCAAAAGAGACCUAUGUAUCAUCCGACCAAGCAGGUGGUAGAGCUGUACGUGGAGUUUAUAGUGAAGAGUCAGCGAGAUCGUUUGAGCCAGAAGCUUUUUGUGGCGAAUCUGGCAUUUCACCCUCUCUGGCAAAGUAAACAACCUUAUACCCCUAUGUUAUAUGAAUUGGUUCACAUUGACAAGCUUAUACACCAAUGUAUAUAUAAAGCUGUUAACUACUUGGCGUUUCAUAUGAAAAUAAUCUGUAAAUAGUCGUCUUCUCAUUUCCGGUAUCCUGGUAAAAUUGUAGAACGUUGAGAAAUGGGAACAAUAUUAGUGGAUUAAUUUUAAGGCUUCA
Molecule: messenger RNA, 1054 nt
Organism: Daucus carota subsp. sativus
Lineage: Eukaryota; Viridiplantae; Streptophyta; Magnoliopsida; Apiales; Apiaceae
Exons: 4
Coding region: 42-854 (270 amino acids)
Source: RefSeq, a predicted model, not a curated record